AUGCAAUCAUCGCAACGGUUGUAUCCCGGUUUGAAUGCGAUUACAUCUGCUACUACAAUGACACGUUAUUCACCUACCGGAACCGGAGCAACAACUGCAGCAGCUGCGUACCGUACCCGAAUGCCUAGUAAUUUUCAAACCAAUUCAAUUUUUGGCACUUUCGAUGAUACGCUAUUUCAAGCAAGAGCAGCACAAGCUGCUCUUGCCGAAAUUGACGUUAAAAAUGUCAACAUGGCUGCUAGUGGGAUGCUUCGACCAUCGGAUAUGUUUACCUAUCAUCCUACUGCAGCGUCACAUUUACCAUCAUCUGGUGAAUUUGAUUCAUCUACAAUUUCACAGAGUUCAAUUAUUGACUCAUCCAUGAAUCAUGCAGCUGAUUCAAUGGCCUCAUUACAGCAUGUAAUGGCAAUGCAACACUAUCCAACUGCACAAUUUUCUCAAUAUCCGAUACCAUCACCGUUUGCAACCGCUACUGCAGUUGUAGCAUCACAAAAAUUAGAUACAGAUCCACGUGAACUCGAACGUUUUGCGGAACAUUUUAAGCAAAGGCGUAUCAAAUUAGGUGUAACUCAAGCUGAUGUUGGAAAAGCUUUAGCACACCUAAAAAUGCCUGGUGUUGGUUCAUUGAGUCAAUCAACGAUUUGUCGAUUUGAAAGUCUUACAUUAUCACAUAACAAUAUGGUGGCGCUGAAACCUAUUUUACAUUCGUGGCUUGAAAAGGCCGAAGAAGUAACAAAAACGAAAGACAUAGCAGGUGAUGCACAAGGUAUUCUGCCAAAUAUGGAUAAGAAAAGGAAGCGAACAUCUAUUGCAGCACCUGAAAAACGCUUACUAGAAGAUUAUUUUCGACAGCAGCCACGACCAAGUGGUGAACGAAUUUCAGCAAUAGCCAGUAAACUCGAUUUGAAGAAAAAUGUUGUCAGAGUAUGGUUUUGUAAUCAGCGGCAAAAGCAAAAAAGGUCAGCUAUUGUUUACAAAUUUGAAAAGUAA
Messenger RNA from Loa loa (African eye worm), 990 nucleotides. RefSeq lists its product as hypothetical. The transcript has 7 exons. The record is from RefSeq and is a predicted model, not a curated record. Gene Ontology annotation, molecular function: RNA polymerase II cis-regulatory region sequence-specific DNA binding; DNA-binding transcription factor activity, RNA polymerase II-specific. Gene Ontology annotation, biological process: regulation of transcription by RNA polymerase II. The coding region runs from base 1 to 990 and encodes 329 amino acids. Lineage: Eukaryota; Metazoa; Nematoda; Chromadorea; Rhabditida; Onchocercidae.